This is a messenger RNA of Pristis pectinata (smalltooth sawfish), 2309 nucleotides long. Its product is annotated as transmembrane 6 superfamily member 1-like. The record is from RefSeq and is a predicted model, not a curated record. Lineage: Eukaryota; Metazoa; Chordata; Chondrichthyes; Rhinopristiformes; Pristidae. Gene Ontology annotation, cellular component: lysosomal membrane. The coding region runs from base 452 to 1564 and encodes 370 amino acids. The transcript is spliced from 10 exons.
UGCACCCUCCUACUUCACAGCAACCCCGCCACAGAGGAAGGGAAAGAUCUCCGGUGCGUCGGUCACCGUGCUGUGAGUGACAGCCCAGCGCCGUGCUGACGUUCAGAGAUGUGAAGUCCCCUCCAGACCUCUGAGCUGGAAUGUGAUUGUCAAGAGGGAUCGGCGCCCGCAGUCCUAGGUCCCAGGGAGAGGCGCGCCCCCAGCACAGGACCUGGGCUUCCAGCCUUUAUCAUUAUUAUUAUUUUUUCUACACGCGUGUUGAAGGGAGAGGGAGGAAAGGAAGUUACAGAUCUGUUUGGAGGGGGAGCAAGCUCUCCUUUGUGAUAACCUUGACAAGAGGCAGGGAGAGAAUACAAUACUGGAGUCUCAUAUAACGGAAUCACAGCAAGAAGAGUUUUAAAAAAAGGAACGACGCAGUUAAGACGAAAGAUAAUCUAUUUUUCUGUAAAACAUGACAGCUUCUUCCGCUACCAGGGUCUUUGUGUUAUCUCUUGUGUCAAUCCCAGUGACCUACCUCUUUAAUCUGCUGUCCUCCAGCAGCAGCAGCCCAUGGACAAUCCUUAUCGUUGCAUUGUUGGUCUUGAUUUCGAUUGCAAUAAUAGCAAUUUUACUGGUUAAAAAAAAUCCUCCAAAGGAUCCUUUAUUCUACGUUUAUGCAGUGUUUGCAUUUACCAGUGUAGUGGAUCUUAUUAUCGGACUUGAGCAGGAUGGACUCAUUGAUGGAUUCAUGACCCUGUACCUGAAAGAGGGUGAACCUUACCUGAGCACUGGCCAUGGUCACAUGAUUUGCUACUGGGAUGGUUCCGCACACUACUUGAUGUAUCUCUUGAUGGUAGCAGCGAUUGCCUGGGAGCAGAGUUACAGAACGAUUGGCUUAUACUGGGUUGGAUCGAUUCUGAUGAGUACUGUUGUAUUCUUAUCUGGAAACCUUGUUGGAAAAUACGGUACAAAAGUUGGCCCCGCCAGUUUCCUGAUUAUUCCUUACCUUCUUCUUCCAAUGUGGGCUGUUCUCCAGAUUUAUAACCAGCCUUUACAGAAUGAGUCUGCACCUAAGGCAAUUGAAAUUGUCCAAAAGAAGAAUCUGAUACAGAGACCACUUGACCUGGUGUUGGCCAUCUCCCUCAUAUUUAUCGCAUCCUUCAGUAUCUUCAGAGGAUUGGUGGCUUUAGAUUGCCCUGCCAAGGUGUGCCGACAAUAUCUGCAGCAACAAGAGCCGUACCUGAGAGAUCCUGCAGCCUAUCCAAAGAUACAGAUGCUGGUGUACAUGUUUUACUCUGUCCCUUUCUGCAUUGGAACCCUGUAUGGUCUUUUGGUUCCUGGAUGUUCCUGGCUUCCUGACUUGGCUUUACUUCAUGCUGGAGGCCUUGCACAGGCACAGUUUUCACACAUUGGAGCAUCCCUUCAUUCCAGGACUCCUUAUACAUACAGAGUACCAGAGGACACCCACCUGGCCUUUCUAAUAAUAAAUGGACUCUAUGGUAUUCUGCCACAGAUACUUGCCUACAGAUGUAUCAAUAGCCCAGAGUUUUUCCUAAAAAGGAAAGAAGACCCAAAGACCAAGUAGACCCUGAUUGUAUUAAAUGUUUUAUUUUUCUGCCCAAAUAUGCAUAAUUUGUUAAUUAAAUAGGUAGGCAGGUUUAAUAUUAGAGAAAAUUUAUUAGUAGAAAAUUGUAUUGGUGCCUUGUAAAUGAAGUUCAUUUUCUAUUUUGGUAUUAAUACUGUUUUAUUCUCCCAAGUGUACUGUUGUGUAAAGUUAAUAGAUCUGUGUAUUUAAGAGCAAUUGUAAUGUAAGUGCCAAACACAAUGCACUUAAUAUGCUUUCGCCAAUGAUUUCGGCAAUGAAAUCCACAUCAAUUAUGUCAGUUUCGAUGCUUAUCCUGUGCAGUGCAAUAAGUUGCUAAGUUUCAGUUCUGUGCAAUAAGAACCAAGGGGGGAUGUGAAUAUCCGUGCAGCUGGUUGGUAUAGGUUGGAUUGCACCUUCUGAAAAUUUGGCAGCAACAGAAUUAAUAGUAACUUUUAAUAGGGAGUUGCAGAGAGGCUUGAAAGAACUGCAGAACAAUGCUGAAGAAGCAGGACUUCCACAGAGCUACCACAGGUACAAUGGCUGAAUGGUCUCAGUCUUUCUGCAAGAUGCCCUAAAAACAGUGACGAUAUUGAUAUUAGAAUAGAAUCUCAUUACUGAUUACAACAUAUCAAAUGCUCUGAUUGCAUUUGAACUAUAUAUAUCCUGUAGUUCAUGCAGCAAUGUCAAAAUGACUGUUUACAAAAGAUGACAUGUGAAUAAGAAUACAAUAUGAAGCAAGAAUCUA